UUUACCAUGGAACUUGAAUGCAGCACACCAGCAGCAGUACUCUUCUUGCGCAUGCUCACAGCGUUAGCAUUUGUAUUGUGAUGUGUGUUUUUAGAAGGUCUGUUAUCAUCCAUCCACUUUCGUCUGUGUUUUUUGUAUGCAUGUGUUAGUGUAUUUGGAGCAAAUCCUUCUCAGAGACAGUUGUAGCUACCUUACAGCUGGAGGAAACGGACUAUGUCGGCAAAUAAAACAAGGAAAGUCAAAAUGGCUACUAAAUCUUGUCCCGAAUGCGACCAACAGAUUCCAGUUGCGUGCAAGUCCUGCCCAUGUGGUUAUGUGUUUAUUAGCAGAAAGCUCCUAAAUGCCAAGUUAAAUGAGCGCACCUCUCCAGCCAUAGCAGACAAGCUGGACUUUAAGCGGAGGAGGACAGAGCGCAUUCGCAGAGAGAGGAUCGACUCUUCUUUAACCAAUGACUUGGAAAACAGGAGAAGAUCCCGGGCCAACAGCCAAUCAGAUCCCAUCCGGAGAGGAAGGGGCAGACCAAAAACAGUGGGGCUGAAGAAACACGAAGAGGACAAAGAGAAACAAGAGAAGGAAGUGGAUAUUUAUGCCAGUCUUUCGGACGAGAAGGCCUUUGUGUUUUCUGUGGCUUUGGCUGAGAUCAACCGCAAGAUCCUCGGUCAGAGACUCAUCUUAUCAUAAGACCGGUCAUAGAAAAACUUUUACGUAGCAAGAGCAAGACCAAAGAGGAUGGAAGUGGCUGGAGCUGAACUCUGAUCUGAAUGUGUUUCACUUGGAUGAUGGGAUGAGAUUGA
This is a messenger RNA of Etheostoma cragini (Arkansas darter), 794 nucleotides long. RefSeq names its product chromosome 1 C16orf87 homolog (gene hdip1). The record is from RefSeq and is a predicted model, not a curated record. The transcript is spliced from 4 exons. Bases 214 to 681 code for a protein of 155 amino acids. NCBI's taxonomy places the organism in Eukaryota, Metazoa, Chordata, Actinopteri, Perciformes, Percidae.